CUAAUUGUCCAUGUCAAUUUUAUUUGCAAAUCGCACUAAUGUUUUGUUUAGUGUAAUUUAGCUAAGUUUUAUCGCGAUUGUUUCGCUCUAAAACAUGGAGAAGUAUGAUACUUCCCAGCUCACAGAGUUUCCUCGUUUCGAGUCAGAGUCGAAUCAAAGUGGCGUGACAACGUUUUUAAAUAAAUUGUGGAAAUUCCCGAUAUUUACACCAAGUGAGACUGCAGAUAGUCAAGAUAAUAAAACUCCCAGUGACGAUAGACAUGGUGAACCAGUCAAAGUCAACGACGAUAAGGAAUAUGAAGAUAUUAAAACGGAAACCGCGAAUGACGUUGUUGAAUACGAAGGCAGGAGUUUACCAAAUAUUUUGAAAAGGAUAAGUGGCCUUGCUGCUCUAGGAUCAGGGGGUGGCACCAAAUAUGAAGACACAGAAUUAGCUCGCUACUGGAUGCCGGAUGAUAUAUCGCGCGAAUGCUACGAAUGUGCAGCGCGAUUUAGUGCCUUGAGAAGAAGACACCAUUGCCGAGUGUGUGGACAGAUAUUCUGUUCUCGCUGUUGCAGUCAAAGAGUGCCAGGUCAAAUUUUUGGUUGUGCUGGAGGCUUAAGAGUAUGUACAUACUGCUGCAAGGUGGUGAUUACAUAUUUGCGAGAAAAUGACUUGACUGGAGAUAUUUCACCAGAUCUUCGUACUUUACAAGAGAGUUUACAGGUUAAAUUCCCAGACAGCAAGGCCCAACACAAGAACCGUGACUUCAUUUUCGCUCGAGAACAGGAACCCUGUGAAGUGCGGAGCUCCACCAGGGAAUCUGUACAUGAUGUGUUCAGGCAACUGUACUAUGCAGUGCCGACACAACAGCACAGAUUUCGUCUCGUGCGAUACAAUAACGUUUGGCGAGGCUGUGACGUCAUGCAAUGGGUGAUGGACAAUACUUCACACAAAACCAGAGCUCAAGCGACUGUUUUAUGCCAGAGCCUUCUAAACAAUGGUUACAUGGAGCGCAUGACGGAACCCGCGCAGUUCGCUGACUACGGUCUCUAUCGACCCAUACAACUCGAACGAGAAAGCGAAUCCAAUGAUCCGCCACCGGUCGAAGCAGAAGACUGCAGUAGCAGGCUCGUCGAAAGCGUCUCCUCGUACUGUCUCGAUCUGAAUCUCGGGAACAGUUCAGCGAGACUGAUUAAGGCUACGAAGACAGAACAAAAAUCAACGUCGUCCAGUGAUGACGAACAACCCAUAUUGGAUCAUACUGAAGAGGGCGCGAGGCCGGUGUGCCGCGCCAUCGCGGAGUCCGGCGAGGAGCACCUGCGGCUGCUGAUGCGGCAGUGCCUGGCGCGCCACGCGCUGCCGGCCGCGUGGCUGGGCGCGCUGUACCCGCUGUGCGUGCACGCCGCCGACCUCACCGCGCCCGAUAUGAUGAGCAAUGACAUCGAUAUACGAAACUACGUGCAAGUCAAGAAAGUGCCCGGCGGGAACAUGACGGACAGCUGCGUCAUACCUGGCGUCGUCAUGACCAAGAAUGUCGCCCAUAGGGGGAUGCCCAAGCAGAUAUCGAAUCCGACGGUGCUGCUUCUAGAUUGCUCAAUAGCGUACCAGAGAGUGGAAGGGAAGCUCACCUCCCUGGAACCGCUUCUAAUGCAGGAGCACGAGUACCUGUCGCGCUGCGCGGCGCGCGUGGCGGCGCUGCGGCCGGCCGUGGUGCUGGUGCGCGGCGGCGCGGCGCGCGCGGUGCAGGACGCGCUGCGGGCGCGCGGCGUGGCGCUGGCCACGGCCGUGCGCGAGCGCGCGCUGGCCCGCGCCGCGCGCUGCGCCCGCGCCGACCGCGUCGCCUCCAUCGACGCGCGCAUCGGCGCGCCGCGCCUCGGCUCGUGCCGCAGCUUCUACGUGCGCAGCUUUUCCAGCAAAACGCUCAUGGUCCUCGAGGGCUGUGCGGAGCCGCAGCUGGGAUGUUGCAUCCUGCUCAGAGGCGGAUCCUUGCAGGAGUUGAUUCGCGUGAAGAGAAUCGUUAAAUUCAUGUUGCUCGCUUGUUACAAUUGGAAAUUGGAAAAGGCAUUUUGGGGGGACAUAGAGGCCGUGUUGCCGGAGCCGGGAACUUUUAUAGAUGACGAUAUGACAAACGAGCUCACGGAUGAUGUAGACGAAACUUUAAAAAAAGAUAUGAACGCUAAAGACGAUAAUGACGAAAACAAAUCCAGUAACGACACUUCGGAAACGGACGAUAAUAUCUUCGCAAAUACUCAGCCUGAAUCUCUAAGUGAUGUGAGAACAAAUGAAAAUACGAUUGAAUCGAAUAACGAAAUCGAAUCUCAUGAAAAGUCUGAUACUUCAGAAUCAAGUGACGAUAGCAAAGAACAUGAUGCAGAAAUGAAUAAAUCGUCAGAAAUAGAUGAUCCAUUGCAAAAAUCUAAACAGUACUCUCGAAAAACGGAUAGUGAUAAGAAUCUAAGCUGCGGCGUUCCUAUCAAAGAUUUUAGCGAUCCCCUCCAAUCUCGAAUGUCUGUUGAUGAUGACGUUUUCCUGCCGAAGGAAGAAGCUAAGUUGAAAGCGGAUACGCACAGCGAGAGGUGGUGCACGGACGACGUGGUGCUGUCGAUGUCGCCCAACAUCGCGAUCCCCGCGCCCACGCUGCGCCUGCUGCCCGCGCGCGCGCCGCCCGCCGCGCCGCCGCGCCCCCCCGCGCCCGCGCCGCCGCCCCACCCGCGCGCGCCCACGGAAAACCAUCCAUUCAUCGAUCGACCGAUAACAGCGCCCGCUGACGACCCCGCUAUGAGAGCAUCUCUUGCACACUUCCGUGCCACGGGCUGUCGGUUGGCGGCCGAUGAACAUAAACCGGAAUGCCCCAGUUACAAUCCGUCAGUGGUGAAGAAGAUAGAAACCGAAGAGUCCAGCAAGCCCGCCGAGCCAGAGCCGCUGGAUCCACUGUCUCCUGAGAACCACCAGCGCCUCAGCUUGCUGCUUUACAGCUACAGUAGCAAGUCGCCUAACGUGCCCGACUUCUGUGUUAAUCCCUGGAUUGUAACGAUGGAAAUGUACGGUCGAAAUGAUAUAUCGCUGGGCGCUUUCUUGGAGAAGUACUGCUUCAACGGUGACCACAAGUGUUCAUCGGCUAAUUGCCACAUACCAAUGAACCAGCAUGUUAGAAAAUUUGUGCACGAGGACGUUUGUAUCACGAUAACUUGUAACACCAUCGGACACAGCAACGUCGAUAAGGUCAAGGAGGAACAGAGUAAGCAGGUGAUGUUCUGGUCGCGCUGCGAGCGCUGCGGCGCGGUGUCGCGCGGCUCGCGGCUGUCGCGCGCGGCGCUGGGCGUGUCGCUGGCGCAGUACGUGCGCGCGCGCCUGGCCGCGCCGCGGUACGCGCGCCGCCACUGCGCGCACCCGCUGCACGCGCACGCGCACGCCUUCGUCAGCCGCCUCACCACCGCCUGCUUCCGAUACAACAAGAUCUCGACGUACGAGGUGCAGCUGCCGCCGGAAGUGAUCGCCAUCAACUACGAUACGAGACAGAUGCGAGAAGCGCUCAUCGCUCAACUCAACGAUCUCAUGCUCAGAGGCCACGAGACGUUCAGCAACGCGACGGAUCCCGAGAGCGAGAAGGCGUACUCGUCGUUCAAAAUGCACAUGGAGCAAGUACACCUCGCACUCACCACGCACGAACACACCUCGCUGGCUGAGCGCGUCCGCAAGCUGUGGGCCGUGCGCGACCGCGUGCUGUCGGCCGACAAGAUGCUGCGCGACGCGCACCGCCCGCGCGCCGAGCCGGGUGAGCACUCGCCGCGCCCGCUGAUUGAGGAGAAACCGGAUAUAGAAGAAACGACAGAAACUUCUAGCAACGAUGUUGCAGAAAAUCUAUUAAAAGAUUCGGAAAAGGAACAUACGGGUACCGAAGAUGAUGAAGAACGUGGUGACAAAAAGACCGUCAAACAGAUAUUGUCACAGCUUCUCUCCAAUAAUCAUCCGUCAAAUCAGGAGGGCAUCAUAGUGUCGAGCGGGCUGGUGGUGGUGUCGGUGCGCGCGGGCGACGUGGGCUCCGUCAUCGCCGCCGCGCUCGCCUCGCCCACCUACCAGCGCUCGCUGCAGCACAGAAAUCAAAGCGAUUUCGACGAUGGUGAAAAUUCAACUGGUAAAGAGAAAAGCGAAGCUGACAAAACAAAAGUGAAAGCCAACGAACACAUUGAAGUCCUAUUGAAGGACGGUCUUCUUUGUCGAGUGUACUACGCGUCCCAAUUCCAUAAGUUGAGGCACAUGUUGCUGGCGCCUCUCGAUUAUAACGAGGAGAACAAGCAGUACUGGGAGGAGGGGAAGUGCUGUGAGGACCUCAAAGAUAAGGACAAUAAAGGAUUGUGUGAAAUCGAAGAAGGGUUCAUAAGGUCGCUCGCGCACUGCGUGCCGUGGGCCGCAAGGGGCGGUAAAUCGGGGUCUACGUUUAACAAAACUAAAGAUGACCGAUAUGUAUUGAAGGAGAUGACCAAACCGGAGUGGCAGCAGUUCCUCGAAUUUGCUCCGCACUACUUCAACUAUGUUACCAAUUGUCGCCAGAAAAAACUGCCAAGUUUACUAGCGCGCAUCCUGGGCGUGUUCAGCGUGGGCGGCGCCGGCAGCGGCGUGCUGGUCACGGAGCACGUGUGGUACGGCCACCCCGUGUCGCAGCGCUUCGACCUCAAGGGCGCCGCCCGCCCGCGCAUGCCCGUCGCGCACCAGCCCGCCGCCACCGCCGUGCUGCUGGACGACCACCUGCUGCGCAGUGAGUACCGACACGCACACACACGCGCACACGCGAGUGGCAGGAGCUCAGGCCGCCGUGCCCGCAGUGCGCUGGGAGCGGCAGCUGUUCGUGGGCGGCGGCGGCGCGCGCGCGCUGUGGGCGGGCGUGGAGCGCGACACGCGCUUCCUGGCCGACCACGGCGUCAUGGACUACUCGCUGCUGCUCGGCCUGCACGAGCGCACGCUGGUGCUGGGCGUCAUCGACUACAUCCGGACGUUCACGUGGGACAAGAAGCUGGAGCACCUCGUGAAGAAGAACCUGGGCUCCGGUCAGCCCACCGUGGUGUCGCCGGAGCAGUACCGGCGCCGGUUCUGCACGGCGUGUCGCAAGUACUUCCUGCACUGUCCGGCGCACUGGGAGCCGCUCUAUGCGCCCGACCGCGUCUAGGAGACGGCAGUCGCUUCCGUCAACUUACACUUGAAUUACACCGAAAAUGUUUGGUUGAUUCAACCAAACAUUUUCCACACAACGUGCAUUUUUUAUAAUAUAAUUCAAAGUCGUAGUGCAUUAUUUAGUUACUAAAGUGGUCACACUCGUUUUGUCAUAAUGUGACGUGAUCAAGACGCGCGUGACAGGUUAGGUUUUGACGUUCACCACGGUGACGUAACAAUACAGUGGACCCAACUAUAAAAAAAAAUUCAUUUUCAAAAUAAGAUUACGAGUAAAAAUAUUUAUUAUUAUUUAUUAAAUAUUUACGGUCUUAUAAAGUUGUUAAGCGGGUGAUUAGUUUAACAAUGCUGUCUUCGUCUAUCGCAUGACAAAUCAAUAAGGAUUGAAAGAGUUUAUAAGUAAGGCCGUUAGUUAUUAUUUAAAAGUAAUACUCUUAAAAAUGCAAAACUUAGAUUCUAAUAUCGUAGAGUUCCUUAAUAAAUAACCAAGAAGGUAAACAUCAAAAUAAUAACUUCAUUGUAAACAUUAAAAUGAUAAAUAUACAUAAAAGCAACCUAGAUCAACGAUUUUAGCGAGCCGAGGCAACAAUUUUAUAUCGGCCCGUUAUAAUCCAUCCAAUUUUAGAAUAAUGAUAUUAAAACCUCGAAACGAAUGUACUGCAAUGGGAGUGUGGUAGAAAUUAGAAUUAGAAGAAAUUUUUGACUUGUCGUUACAUGAUUGAGUAAAAGAUUUUUUUCUAAACAUGAAUUUGGCGCCUAUUUAAAUUAACACUGAGUCAGAUACAAGUAAAGUACUUUAGCUCCCUCUAAUCUACCAAGAUAGACAAAGCCAACAAAUGAAAAAAAAAAUCAUGCUAUUAUAUUUAUAUAGUAAAUAGUGUAUAAUUGCAUAAGUAACUCAAAAUAAAUAAGAACUGGUUUCCAAUAUUUACAUGUGUUUACCAUUUCAAUUCAUACUUAUACAGUUAUAAUCCGCGCACAAUCUCCUAAUCGCUUUUCGACUUUUUUUGCUGGCGGUAGCGUCAACAAACUCGCGUCGAUAUUUGCAACACGAUAAGAUAAGUUGUUACUUGUUUGGAUUUUUGUUAGUGAUUUGCUUUAUUAUUUAAUAAAUUUACGAUUGUAUGAUUAUUUUAGCUAUAAGAUUAACAAGAGUAAAAAAAAAAGAGAUGAAAUUUUGAUAAGUCAAUCACGCGAAAUCAUUGUUGCUAUUGAUCAUACAUACAUACAUACAUACAACCACUAACGUGCAUACCUACAUGGACAUAAUUAAUUAAAAACAAAUUUCAAAUUUUUGGAUUAAUUAUAGUUCGAUUUUUUUUGCUAACGCUGCUUCGCUCGUAUACUGUCAUUUACUUUCACAAAGUUUCAUCCCAUUUUGAUAGUGCGCGGAUUAUACAAUAAGACAUUUAAUAAAAUAAUUUAUUGUUUAUAAUAAUUUUACUCAAAUUUAUAUUUUUCAAUUGCAUGUUGCAAGCUUUUUUACUACUUAUUGAAUUAAGUAAUAAAAAUUAUACAUUCCAUCUGAAUAUUUCGCUAUGAGUAACUUAAUAAGAAUUUAUAAAGUAUUAAUU
Molecule: messenger RNA, 6723 nt
Organism: Nymphalis io (European peacock)
Lineage: Eukaryota; Metazoa; Arthropoda; Insecta; Lepidoptera; Nymphalidae
Gene: fab1
Product: putative 1-phosphatidylinositol 3-phosphate 5-kinase
Exons: 32
Coding region: 95-5245 (1716 amino acids)
Biological process (GO): phosphatidylinositol phosphate biosynthetic process; intracellular signal transduction
Cellular component (GO): endosome membrane
Molecular function (GO): metal ion binding; 1-phosphatidylinositol-3-phosphate 5-kinase activity; ATP binding
Source: RefSeq, a predicted model, not a curated record